This is a messenger RNA of Microthlaspi erraticum, 471 nucleotides long. The record is from the annotation of a GenBank genome assembly. NCBI's taxonomy places the organism in Eukaryota, Viridiplantae, Streptophyta, Magnoliopsida, Brassicales, Brassicaceae.
AUGAAUUCCGCUUUAGAUUUUGCUUUUCCAGCUACAUUUCCGGCGAAACCGAGUUAUGUUGGCGGAAUCCGACGCGGGAUUCAUGCUUCUAGAUUCGGUUCCCGCGUAAGAGUGUGCUCUCUUCCUCCUUCUUCAUCUCUCAAGGCUGAGUCAUGCUUAAAAAGAGACGUGCACAGACAAAGAAGCAGUCUCGAGUCAAUGUUCUGCUAUGAUAAGUCCAUACCAGAGGAAAUAAUCGAGGAGCCAGUAGGAUUAUCCAUGUCAGAGAAAGAGAUUGGUGAUAAUAGGCGUUGCACUUGUUGUGAAGCUAAAGGUGCAUUGCUUUGUGCCACUUGCUCUGGAACUGGUCUAUAUAUAGACUCCAUAAUGGAGUGCCAAGGCAUCAUUGUUAAAGUCCGUUGCUUAGGUUGUGGUGGAACUGGUAACAUUAUGUGCAAAAGUUGUGGCGGUCGUGGUCACGUAGGACACUGA